Molecule: messenger RNA, 1962 nt
Organism: Haliotis rubra (blacklip abalone)
Lineage: Eukaryota; Metazoa; Mollusca; Gastropoda; Lepetellida; Haliotidae
Product: solute carrier family 35 member F6-like
Exons: 8
Coding region: 241-1530 (429 amino acids)
Cellular component (GO): membrane; intracellular membrane-bounded organelle
Source: RefSeq, a predicted model, not a curated record
UGGUUAUAGGAAAACCCCAGAAUUCAUUUAACUUUGUUGACAAAAAUCGAUGUGAAACCGAAAUAAUUUUGAUAACUAAUCACCAUGUCAACAGUCCAUACUUGACCAUACAGUCUUGACAUUGACAAGGAAGAGAGAAGAUUAUAGGGUAAUGUAAACUGGAAAGACCCGAAACAAAUCGUUACCAGGAAGUUGUAUACAGCCUUUUAACGCGGAAGAAGACCAAGAGUAAAAGCAGACAUGUCGAUUUGCACAGAAAACAACAUCUUCGGCUUUUUCUUCGUCGUCAACGGAGCCAUUAAUUCUUUAUCACAAGGAUGGGCUGAGCAUACCAACACAACAGCCUUCACUCAACAGAAGCAGCAUGCAUUUGCUCAUCCGUUCUUCCUGCAAUGUGGCAAGUUCUUCGGUGAACUGUUCUGCCUUCUCCUCUAUGGCAUCGUCUUCGGUCGUUGUGGGAGCUCCAACACCCCACUAACCUUACCCCCAGACAACGCACAGAACAGACCUGCCCCAGCGGCUCGUCCAACAACGGCACCGACUCGACCCCCGACCAACUUUAUCCAGCUGCAAGAACAGGAACCAUCAACAUGGAACAAGUUUAUCUUCGUUCCCUGUGCACUUUGCGACCUGGCCAAGACUGGGAUGUUGUAUGUUGGACUGAAACUCACAUACUCCAGCAGUUAUAUCAUGUUGCGAGGGUCUGUGCUGUUCUUCACCUCGCUGUUGUCCGUGGCGUUCCUGGCCAGGAACCUUCAGACUCAGAUGUGGGUGGGGAUAGGUGUGUCCAUCGUGGGCAUGGCAGUCAUCGGGAUUCGGGACUAUAUAUUUCCACCCAGUUCCAAGUACGAUGCAUAUGGAAUAGCUGCAGGUGACCUACUGAUUGUGAUGGCCCAGAUCAUGACAGCAACCAAAGUCGUCUUAGAGCAAAAGUUCGUCACCAAGCACAACAUCCAUCCCUUGUUGGCUGUGGGACUGGAAGGAUUGUUUGGGUUCCUUAUCACGGUCAUCCUACUGAUCCCAUUCUACUUCGUCAAGGCUGGAGCCUUCAGCGUCCUUCCUGAAAACAGACUGGAAGAUCCCAAAGAUGCAUUCAUGCAGAUCAAGAGCACCUGGCAAAUUGCACUGGCCUUCAUUGGAUGUGUAGUGAGUGUUGCCUUCUACUUCUACUUUGGAAUCGACUUUGCCAAGAAACAUGGUGCUAUAGCCAGGAUGGUGCUGGAUGGCUUUGCAUCAUUGAUAUCGUGGGCAGUGUUUCUGGGAGUAGGCUGGCAGAAGUGGCACCCGCUGCAGAUACUGGGGUUCAUCCUGGUUGUGGUGGGAAUCUUACUGUACAGUGACUACGUCUUCAUGCCGGCAUUCAACAUGCUGCGGAGGAGAUAUUUCCCCACGUACAUCCGCGACACCAGUAUCCCCAUCCCUCGACCUGAAGACAUGCGGCCCCUGCUCCUGGAGGACUCUCCAGGUAUUCAGGAGGGACGGGAAGGGCCUGGAGGACCUCCACGAGACAAUCAGAAUGUGCCCUGCUAGUGAUCUUCUACCACAAGUUGUCAAAUUGUUGGAUACCUUUCAUAUUGUUGAAUUCUUGUCAAAUUGUUGGAUACUUGUCAAAUUGUUAGACACCUGUACAAUUGUUAGACACCCGUACAGUUGUUAGAUGCCUGUACAAUUGUUAGACACCUGUACAAUUAUUAGACACCUGUACAGUUGUUAGACACCUGUGCAAUUGUUAGACACCUGUACAGUUGUUAGACAUCUUUACAGUUGUUAGACACCUGUGCAAUUGUUAGAGACCUGUACAGUUGUUAGACAUCUGUACAAUUGUUAGACACCUGUGCACUUGUUAGACAUCUGUACAGUUGUUAGACACCUGUGCAGUUGUUAGACACCUGUACAGUUGUUAGACACCUGUACAAUUGUUAGACACCUGUACAAUUGUUAGACACCUGUACAGUUGUUAGA